GGCGCGGCGGCUGUGACGUCACGUGUUUACAGCGGGAACCAGGAAGUGGCGGCUCGGCGCAGGCUGGCGAGGAUGCCAAGCACCAUGUAGUGCUUCACACGGUCCCUGCGGAGGAAAACAUGCCACUUUUGGAUUUUCUCCUCCUCUUCGCCUUUGCAAACGCGACAUUUGGAGACGAUGGGGAGGUGACGUUUGUAUCGGAGCUCUCGUCCAAGACAGCUCAGAAGUUGUCCAAGUAUGGUUGGUAUGGAAACGCAAGGCUGCAAAGGUUUCAUAUACCGGAGGAGACCGCCGUCGCCCGCUGGAUGUUCACUGUCAAGAAGGGCCACAGCUUUCACUGCGCAGAGCGGAAUGUCACCGUCUACAUUCGGCAGAGUGCCCCUCCGGUCGUGAACCCGACUGGCGCCGCUUUUCCAAACAUGACGCUGUGGAGGCCCUCUCUCUCUCUGAGCCUCGCGGUCACCUCAGUCAGCUUAGCGACCUUCAACGUCUCGAACCCCGCACCCGGGGACUGGUUUGUUGCCGCCCACCUGCCUGAAGAUGAUGGGCGCAUUGAGCAGAAGGGUUUCCCAUCCUGUUCCUACUUUUUCCAGCCUCAGCUGUCGGUCAGGAGGGCAGUUGACACACCCGUUAUGCAAACGGGAAUGUUGCUCCGACAGACCGCUACCGCUAACAAGCCCGCACGCCUUAAGUAUGAGGUCAAUGUGCGAUUGUGUCUCACCAUUGAACUCGCAAUUGCUACAAAGAAUGUGCCGUGCGUUUGUGUGUUUAGGUUGUACGUUCCGCAGUUUGCCUCGUCUCUUUCCGUGUCUGUGGCUGAUUGUUCCUCAGCAGAGGUGGCAGGGAGUGCAUUGUGUUCUCUGGUCCUCAGCCUGGGCUCAGACUCUCUACUGGAUGGUCCAGUAAGAGUGAAAUGCUCAGGGACUCUUUGCUCUGCGUCUCUCACCAACCCGCCUUGGGACACUUGGUUACGUGUUGUCGUGGAGAGCAUUGAAGACAGCGGCACAGUGAUGUUCAGCAUCGUGUCACAGUACACCGAGGGGUGUAAGCCGAAAAGCGUAGGUCUUGCAGCUGAUGAUGUCAGCGGCCUCCAUGGCAACAGCAGCAACGCCAACUCCGAGUCCUCAGCAGCGAGCAACAGCUCUGCUGCGAUCGAGAUUGAACCGGGAUCGCCGCUGUUGUCGCCUUCGGCGUGCGUGUGGAGCGUCCCGGUUCACUCCGAGGAGGACGAUGUUCUCUCACUCCAAUUCACUCCAGUCAAUGGACCCAGUGUCAGCGUCAGAGCAACCCGGCCCACACUCCUCACGUACCCACUCCCUGCGCAAGUCACCGGCGGGACACUCAACCUGCAGCUCACACUCAACACCACAAAUGUAACACUGGGGAACAGCAGCAGUGUGGUGGCGUGCCUCUCUCCCCGAGCGCCAGUCCUCCAACUCGGCAACGACUUCCCAUGCCGCACAGCUUUGUUUGGAGGCUAUGGCCUUAAGGUGAACACCAGCUUUCCCAAAUCUGUGGUUCGGCUGCCUUUUCCUGCGUCAACGGCGUGGUACCUCACUCUGCAACUCCUGUGCGACAGUGACUGCGGCAGUGUGUCUGCGGUGUCCGUGGAACCGGAGGUUUUUGUCAGCGCCUGUGUCGAGGACUGUGGGGCAUUUGGGGAAUGCAGACUGCUCAGGUCCUACAACUACCUAUACAGUGCCUGUGUGUGCAAGGCUGGUUGGAGGGGUUGGGGCUGCACAGACGGUUCAGCAGCUCAGUCGUUCACCUGGCAGUUGGCGGCCACGCUGCUGCUCACGCUCAGCAACGUUGCCUUCCUGCCGGCAAUUGCGGUGGCCGUCAAACGCUGCUACGUCACCGAGGCGUCCGUUUACCUCUUCACCAUGUUCUUCUCUACGUUUUACCACGCCUGUGACCAGCCGGGUAUUGCCGUGCUGUGCAUAAUGAGUUAUGACACCCUCCAGUACUGUGACUUCCUGGGGUCUGUUUGUUCCGUAUGGGUCACCAUUUUGUGCAUGGCUCGCCUCAGGAACACGGUGAAAUAUACUCUGUUUGUUCUCGGGACUCUGCUGAUCGCCAUGUCAAUGCAGCUGGACCGCAAAGGUCUGUGGAACCUGCUGGGCCCCAUCCUCUCCGCCAUAAUCUUCAUGGUGGCUGUCUGGGUGUACCGAGGAAUUAGGCGUCGCCAUUGUUACUUCCCGUCCUGGCAGAGGUGGGUCUUCUACCUUAUCCCCGGAGCACUCUGUGCUCUCGUCGGGGUGUGUUUGUACAUCUUUGCGGAGACUGAGGACAACUACUACUACACGCAUUCAAUUUGGCACAUCCUCGUGGCCACUUGCGUGGUGUUCCUGCUGCCGCCCCGUGGAGGGAGCCUGGCUGCCGUCAGUUGGACCCAAGGAUGGCGGCCGGAUUGGAAUUGGACGUGGCGCUGGACUCCUCGCGUUUGUGGAAACACGCUUUGCCCGAGCAGCAAAGAUGAACUCUACACUGUCACAUAAUGACACUGUCACACGGAUUCUGUCAAAUUGUCACAGAAGUCGACACGCUUUAAAAAUGGAGAGUGCUCUUCUGAAAUUUUGUAGGCCUCCUCACUCGGUCCUCACCUUAGCCUCAACAAUGCCUGCUGUCUUUUCUUUGUUUGUUUUUUUAAAUAACUUUUAAGUACUGUCCUCACAACUUUGUGCAACUUUGCAAAGCUCUUGUAAAUGCCACUUAUUCAUUUCAUUACCUCCUGAUCCAUUGAACCAGCUUAACCACAAAAGAGGUUUGUACAUAUUGUUUAUGGCGCUCUUAUGCAUAUUUGGUAGUCGUUAUACGGUAUGCUCCAAAUAUUUAUAAAUGCUGUCACUUUAAAAUGUUCAAUUCCUGCUAAGUAAUGGUGUUCGUGCUUGUUUGUCGAUAUGUGCCCCGUGGUUCAGGGUGCAGUCUUGCUUCUGCCUGAAGUCGGCUGGGGCCGGCUCCCCGCAACCCUGAACAGGACAAGCGCUAUGGAAAACAGAUGAAGUCGACCAGCCGCUUUAUGACUUUUGAUUUUCACGAUGGCGGGAGGCAGGUUCACACGUCAGCUGAAUGAUUCCUGCCAGGUGUGUUCAUGUCGUACUCGUUCUGAAGCACUUUUAUGAUUUAUGUGAGUUGGGGCAGCUCUUCUGUUCAAAUGGGAACUUGAAUGUAUGUAUGUAUGUGCCUCCCUUUUUUCUCGAGUGUCUUGUGUGUUUUCGUCUCGCCUCAGUUAUUCCGGAUUUUGUUUUAUGCAAACGAUUUAUAUGUUCUCCUUAUUUUGUCAAUUUCAACACACUCAUGUUUUGCUCCUCCAAUCUUGAAAACCAAUCUUAGCUUCCUUACAGACGUCUUAGAGCAGACGUGUCAAAUUUUUGUCGUGGGCCACAUUGUAGUUUCCCGCAGAGGUCUGUUAUAACUGAAACCAUGGAAAUGUUUACUUUUCAUAUACAUACACACACACAACAAGUAGUUUUGAAAUCAGAAGUCAACAAGUCGGUGUAACUAUUGUUCAGGUUACUGUAAAAUGGGGUUUGGUAACAAAAAAAAAGCUCACAGUAUCUCAACGUUUAGUAUUGAUUACAUUUGACAAUUUAAAAUGAGAUUUUAGCAAGAAUCAUGGACAUUGACACACCUGAUUUGCUUUUGCGGUCCACAUCAAAUGUGGCUCCCGGUCUUUGAGUUUGACACCUCUGCCUUCGCCUGUCUUUCUUUGUGCACGUUUAAGAGCGAAUCGCAUGAAGAGACCAGCGAACCUCUACCUCCCUGCACAGUUACUAAAUGAAUGUUUGACAGACCAAAAACCAAUCUGUUAACAGCAUUGUGCUUUUUGUUGUAUUGUUCUGUUCAUUCAUGUAACAUUUUUAAAAGGACUUUGUGCCCAGGGGAGGCUAUUUCA
Molecule: messenger RNA, 3895 nt
Organism: Phyllopteryx taeniolatus (common seadragon)
Lineage: Eukaryota; Metazoa; Chordata; Actinopteri; Syngnathiformes; Syngnathidae
Gene: pgap6
Product: post-glycosylphosphatidylinositol attachment to proteins 6
Exons: 12
Coding region: 120-2498 (792 amino acids)
Cellular component (GO): plasma membrane
Source: RefSeq, a predicted model, not a curated record